UCCCAAGUUUUCGGCUUCUUCUAGUGUCUUCAUGCCACGAAGAGAUAUAUUGCAAAAUGUUCCACUCAGAAGACAUACAGUCUGAGAGUGGAUUUUCCCAAAUCUCCACUAUUAAGAAAGACGCUUUUGAUUGUUUUUCUUCUCCACAAGAACAAACCUCAAAUAAUACAGGAUAUGGAAAAUCUCACCACUGCAAAAACUGCUUAAAGAGUUUUAUAAAAGAGAGUGCUCUUAAAACUCACAAGUGCAUUCACACUGGAGAGAAACUGUAUCACUGCUCAGAGUGUGGCAAGAGUUUUAGAGACGGUGGAAACCUGAAAAGACACCAGCGCAUUCACACCGGAGAGAAACCGUAUCAGUGCCCAGACUGUGGAAAGAGUUUUAAUCAACAGAGUGACCUCAAAAGGCACCAGCGCAUUCACACUGGUGAAAAACCGUAUCACUGCUCAGAGUGCGGGAUGAGUUUUAGAAACAGUGCUAACCUCAAAAUGCAUCAGCACGUUCACACCGGAAAUAAACCUGUUUACUGUCCAGAGUGUGGACAGAAGUUCAGUUGUAGUAUUAGUCUGAAAAGACACCAGCGCAUUCACACUGGUGAAAAAAUGCAUCACUGCUCAGACUGCGGAAAGAGUUUCAAUCGAAAAACUCACCUCCGAAUUCACCAGCGCCUUCACACUGGAGAGAAACCGUAUCACUGCUCCGAAUGUGGGAUGAGUUUUAACCAACAGACUCGUCUCCGAAUUCACCAGCGCCUUCACACUGGUGAAAAACCGUAUCACUGCUUGGAGUGUGGGAUGAGUUUUAGAGAAAAUGCUAACCUUCAGAUACACCAGCGCCUUCAUACGGGCGAGAAACCGUAUCACUGCUCAGACUGUGGAAAGAGUUUUAUUCGCCAGGCUCACCUCCGAAUACACCGGCGCAUUCACACUGGAGAGAAACCGUAUCGUUGUUCGGAUUGUGGUGUGAGUUUCAGUCAACAGACACGCCUUCGUAUUCACCAGCGUCUUCACACUGGAGAAAAACCGUAUCACUGCUCAGAGUGUGGGAUGAGUUUCAGAGAGAGCGCUAACCUACAAACACAUCUUCGCAUUCACACCGGAGAGAAACCGUAUCACUGCUCAGAGUGCGGAAAGAGUUUUAGAGAGAGUAGCACUCUCAAAUCACAUCAGAGGACUCACACUGGAGAGAAACCGUAUUAUUGCAUGGAGUGCGGGAUGAGUUUUAGAGAGAGUGGUACCCUCAGAAAACACCAGCGCAUUCACACUGGAGAGAAACUGUAUCACUGCUCAGAGUGCGGGAUGAGUUUUAGAGCAAGCGGUAACCUCAGAAGACACCAGCACAUUCACAAACAAGUUCAAUCUGCGAAAGAUUUGGUUCAUGAGGAAGAACAAGCAGAGCUGAGUUUAGAUUGACUCUGUUGUCUGAUUUAAAUUGCUCACAGUACACAGUCUUUGUGAAGUUUGUGAAGUAUAGGCAGACUCCCAAGUAUGGAGUGAAUUUUGUUCCAAAAGUUUUACGCAAAAAAAAUUUAAUUCACAAUCGAAAUUUUAAGAAUCAAAAGGGAAAAAGUGUGUGUUGCAAAUUCAUUAUUCUUUGCAGUUGGUGAAUUUUGCAUUUUCUGUGAAUAUUUGUGGAUUUUGCAGCUAAAGACUUUUGCUUUUGGAAUUUCUGGUUUGCUUCUGAGAUUUGGCACAGUUUUCACAGGUGGGCGGGGCUUAGAAGAAGGCGUUCCCCUUGAAUCUCCAUUUGUCACCUAUUUUGAACACUCGGUAGGGCGUGGUAGGUCUCAGGUGAGGGUUCAGGGUACCCGUCACUCCAAAAUCAGGUGACCAAUGGAGAUUCAAGGGGAAUUUCUAUUCUUCUGAGCCCCGUCCACCUGUGAAAAAUGUGUCAAAACUCUGAAGCAAA
This is a messenger RNA of Astyanax mexicanus (Mexican tetra), 1908 nucleotides long. RefSeq names its product zinc finger protein 501-like. Gene Ontology annotation, cellular component: nucleus. Gene Ontology annotation, molecular function: RNA polymerase II cis-regulatory region sequence-specific DNA binding; DNA-binding transcription factor activity, RNA polymerase II-specific. The record is from RefSeq and is a predicted model, not a curated record. Gene Ontology annotation, biological process: central nervous system development; regulation of transcription by RNA polymerase II. The transcript has a single exon. Bases 57 to 1412 code for a protein of 451 amino acids. NCBI's taxonomy places the organism in Eukaryota, Metazoa, Chordata, Actinopteri, Characiformes, Acestrorhamphidae.